Messenger RNA from Esox lucius (northern pike), 6317 nucleotides. It is a transcript of the gene pip4p1a, whose product is annotated as phosphatidylinositol-4,5-bisphosphate 4-phosphatase 1a. Gene Ontology annotation, biological process: phosphatidylinositol dephosphorylation. Lineage: Eukaryota; Metazoa; Chordata; Actinopteri; Esociformes; Esocidae. Gene Ontology annotation, cellular component: lysosomal membrane; plasma membrane; late endosome membrane. The transcript is spliced from 7 exons. The record is from RefSeq and is a predicted model, not a curated record. The coding region runs from base 88 to 900 and encodes 270 amino acids. Gene Ontology annotation, molecular function: phosphatidylinositol-4,5-bisphosphate 4-phosphatase activity.
UCGUACGUUUCUGACACAAUCCCGGACACAACUGCUCCAUAUCAUUGCGUUCCACGGUCUCCUACUCCCUCACGCCUUGUUCUCGGUAUGGCGGACGGAGAGAGGUCCCCGUUACUAGCAGACCUUGGAGAUGGUGUUCUUGGUGGCGGUAAUGGCGGAGUGUCACCUGGUUCGGCUCCCUAUGGUUUACCAAAUAAACCAGAAAGCUUUCCUUCCUUCCCCAGUCCCACCCAGCCCUCGGUGCUGCUAGGGGAGGACCCUCCCCCGUACUCCCCCCUCACCUCCCCAGAGAGUGGCAGUGCUCCAGUCAUCAGCUGUAGGGUGUGUCAGAGCCUCAUCAGCGUGGAAGGGAAGAUCCACCAGCAUGUGGUCAAAUGUGGAGUCUGUAAUGAGGCUACGCCCAUUAAGAAUGCACCUGCCGGGAAGAAGUACGUUCGCUGCCCCUGUAACUGUCUGCUCAUCUGCAAAGUCACCUCCCAGAGGAUUGCUUGUCCACGGCCCUACUGUAAGAGGAUAAUUAACCUGGGUCCAGUCCACCCUGGUCCAGCCAGCCCUGACCCCCAGCCGGCUGGAGCUCGGGUCUCCUGUGGACACUGCAGCAACACCUUCCUGUGGACAGAGUUUACUGACAGGACACUUGCCAGGUGCCCACACUGCAGGAAAGUCUCCUCUAUUGGACAGCGGUACCCUCGAAGGCGGAGCUUGUGGUGCUUUCUACUGUGUUUGCUUUUCAGCAUCUCCACUGCUGGGCUGGUGGCUGGCACAUGGGUGAAGGCCCAGGACUACGGGGGAAUCUAUGCCUCCUGGGCUGUCCUGAUCCUGCUGGUAUUCGUGACACUGGGCCGGGCUCUAUACUGGGCCUGCAUGCGUGUUAGCGAGCCACUGCAGAACUUCACAUAGACGGAUCCGCACACAUCAGUGGGGUGAAGUUGCCCCUAGAGGCUGAUCUUGGGUCAGUUUUGCAGUUCCCUCGCUAAUGGUUAAGGUUAGGAAUGGGGGGAUCGAAGCUGAUCCUAGAUCUGUACCUAGGGGGCUUCACAACAGAGCCAGAGGAAACCCAGCAGGGGCUGAGGAGAGAUGGGAGCUUUUAAAAUAAUAUUUAUUUAAAUCAAACCAACAAGAAGUUCUCCUCCUUUAGUAUGUUGUUCAAUUUAUUUCUAAAUGGGGUGAUAAUGAAGUACUUCCAGUGGAGCAGUAGCUUGACUGAUACAUUACUAGUAAUGAUGAUAUAUUAUAAUCCUAUGGCCAGUAAUGGGUUUAGUUUGUUUUAACAUGUUCUGCUACUUCCCUGUUUUAAUCAUUGCUCAGGCCAGAACAUAACAUGGCUUGGCUCAGUUGAGCAAAGUCUUAAAUGAUGAAUUAGCACUCGGAUAAGACUGCAAGUUGGUAACCCUAAUUUUAUGUCGUUUUUGGGCAUUUGACGAGAUUGGUUAAUUUGUUUUUGGUAAACCCUCAAAGCAAUUUUAGAAAGAGCUGAAACUCUAAAAUAAGUCCAGUGAAAGAUGAACACACCCUACAUUCCACGCCUUCCCUGUCCUCCUACAAUUUCUACAGUGCUUAGGCUGUGGCACUGUUUGUCUGAUCCAAAGUAGCUUGGAUGCCUUAAGCUUUGUUAUACAUCAAUACAUUAUUUUAAACUGUGAUUUUUUUUCAGAGAGUAUGCAGUCCUGAACCAAUGUUUCUAAUUGCGAGUCAAUCAUACAGUCAUAAGUCAAAGAAAUGCGAUGAUGGGUUGCCUUCUCUCCUGAUAGGUGUUUUGAGCUUUGUUUUCAUCCAGCGGGGGACAGAUCUUUGAUCAAAACAUACUCAAAACGUACAUCCCUGUGUGCUAGUUUAUAGAAAGAAAAUCUAAGGUAUCUGUGUUUCCCUCCCAUUGUCAACUCUUAUCAAUAGCUUUCGUCACAAAAAUUAAAUGUUGUGUUAAAUAGCAAAUCUGUGCAAUCUGACCAACAGCACGCAAACAGGGCUUGUAGGCUUCCCUGGACUACAUGAUGAGAAUUUUGUGGAUAAACAAAGCUAUUUUUGUCAAAUCAUGUCACCAGAAUACGCCUAAUAAUCUUUUAAGAACAUCAAGAUGAUCCACAUGCACUUUACUGUGAAGUUCAUAACUUAUUUCAUCGGUAAUGUAGUCAAGUGCAUGCUAUCCCAAGACUUAGCGGAAGGGCCACAGAACAUAAUCGUCCUGUGACGCCAAGUUAACACUCAAUAUUUGCGCGUUAAAUAAUUUGACUGCAGUUUCUCACAAUUUUAGGGACCCAAGAAAGAUCACACCAUUUCUAACAAAGAAAUGUGUGUGAGUGUUAAUAUUUUACCUGUCCUGUUGCCAUCACACCAGUAUUUUUUUCUUUUCUUUCAGUAACUUAAUAUCAAUUAUUUUAAUGUGACAUUUGUUUUAUAUUGGGUGAUUAUAUUUUUUUAAUUAUAAGACUGAAAUAUGUUGCUUGCAUCUCAACACACUGUUUGGCUCAGGUACCUUUCACUAUCGUGGGCUGCAAUUUUAAAAUGGGGACAGAUUCUUGAUAGAGAUCUGGGCUUUUACUCUACCAUUUUAGGGCAUUUAACCUUUUGUUCUUCAGCUGCUGCAAUGUUGCUUUGGCUUUGUACUUGGGAUCAUUGUCUUGCUGAAAGUUGAAUUUCCUUCAAGUUCUUAAAGUAUUUCCCUGUAUUUUGAUCCAUUCAUUCUUCCUUCAAUUUUCACAAGAUGCCCAGUCCCUGCUGAUGAGAAAUGUCCCGACAGCUUAAAGCUGCAAUCAGACUUUACUGUAGCUCUAUCUUCAAAUUUUCUGACCACGAAACCUUUUCCCACAUCCCAGCUUGGGGACUUUCAAGCGAUGGGGCUUUUUGAGUAACUGCUUCUUGGCAUCCUGCAAUACACCCUUUAUGUAGAGCUCUUCAUAUGGUUGGCCAGUGCACUGCUCCAAGCUGUUAAACUCUGGAGCUCCUUCAAAGUGAUUGUUGUGUUCCUGUGACUUCUUACAUGUUUCUUGUUUGAGUGCUGUUUUAAGGAACAGACUUCUCUUGGCAGUGACUUGGUGGUGUGAUGCAGCUUCCAUUCCUUGGUUAUUGAUCCCACUGCUUACUGGCAUAUCCAAAUACUUGGAUAUUAUUUUGUACCCUCUUACUAGUCUGCUUCACGUGAGCUGCUUCACUUGACAGCCUGACCAAAGAUCUUUCAGCAGUGGGUUGAAUACUUAUUUCAGUUUUUAUUGAAAAAAAUAUUUUCUAACAAAACCUUUGUCACUUUAAAAUAAUUGAUUUUGUGUGGCAAAAUAUAUAUUUAUUCCUACAGUCCCAGUCGAAAGUUUGGAUACUCAUUCAGGAGUAUUUCUUUAUUUUUAAUAUUAUUCCCAUUGCUAAAAUUAUAGGUAAGAAACUAUGAAAUAACACAAUUUGUAGUAACCAAAACACCCAAAAAAACUCAUGGCAUUCUCUCAAACAGCUUGCUUCAUGAAUUUGUCACCUGGAAUGCUUUACCAAGACUCUUGAAAGAGUUCCCACGUAUGCUGAGCACUUGGUUUGUUGAAAAACAAAUUAGUCCCAAUGCAGAUAAGAUGGGAUGGCAUAUCACUGCAGAAUGGGGUGGUAGCCAUGUUGAUUGUGUGUGCCUUGAAUUCUAAGUAAAUCACAGCGACUGCACUUGAAUUAACUUUCAGAGUUCUUGACAUUUUCCGUAUUGACUGACCUUUGUCUUAAUGAUGGACUGUCUGUUCUCUUUGCGUAUUUGAGCUCUUCUUGCCAUAAUAUGGACUUCUACAAUACAGACAUAAUGAUGAUAUUCUGUAUAUCAACCCCACAUUGUCAGAACACAACUGGCUGAAAUGCAUUAGGAAGGAAAGAUAUUGCACAAAUGAACUUCUAACAAGGCACACCUGUUAAUAGAAAUGCGUUGCUGUUGACUGCCUCAUGAAGCUGGUUGGGAGAAUGCAAAGGGUGGCUACUUUGAAGUAUCUACAAUAUGUGUUUUGAUCAAAAACUGUUGGUUACUACAUGAUUGCAUGUUAUUUCAUACUUCAUGUCUCCACUGUUAUUCUACAAACAGGAAAAUAAUAUAAAUGAAUACAUUUUUAGUAGGUGUUCACACAUGACUUCACUUGUAUAAAAACUCUGGAUGGAAACUUGUUGUCCCAAUUUAGUUUUCCGAAAAUGCCAGCAAUGUUUGAUUGUCUUACCCGCCUUCAUUGCUCAGCCUUAGCCACAGAGAAGGGGUAUGAUUUCACUAAGUAGAUUUGAAAGCCUCAUCGUUGUCUGACUAGUCUGCUGCGCGCCCAUUCCUCCCCCAAACAUGCCAACAAAAGGCCAUUGUGAGAACUGCUUAAGUGUGGGUGACAGGUAGCAGGCAGACUAACUCAUAUACAGGAACUUGUUACUGGGGAACUCCUGAUCAUAUUUUUAUUAUGCUCUUAGAUGAAUACGAUGUGGUUAAUAUGGCGAUGUCCAUCUAAUAGUUGGAUGUAAAGUCAACAUAAGCUGUCUGUGUAACCCAUGUGUUAGAGAGCUUUAAGUGACCAAAGUUUUGAUGCUCGGUGUGCAACAGGCUUUGGGUGAGCCCACUAUCCAAUGGUUUGCCGGGCUGCCCAUCCACAUGAUCUGCCUAAACGCCAUGCCUAAACGCCAUGCCUAGUAACAUUCCUUCUUCACGAUGAGUCUAGAUUUUGCUUUCUUUCCGUUUUUCUCCAUUUGGGAAAACUAAAUUAUUUUGAUUGACUUUAUUGGUUGCAGAAACCAGUAGCAGAAACCAGUAGGUUAUCACAUCCGCAUAAAUUACUUCUAAGAGGUUCGGACUAUGUAUUGAUUGUUAUAGCAGUGUGAGUAGUCAGGCAAAGUACAUAUAGCCUCCAUAAACAAAAUGUCGGUUGUUGUAAACCCUGUGCGUUGGAGUGGCAAUGAAAUGGUCAGUAAAGAAAAUAAGUACACUACCUAUUCAAACGGAAGCUUAUAACACGACGUUGUCACUGGUUCUGAACGUGGUAAUAGUUUUCUUUUUUUUACAGUUUCUGUUAUUGUACAUAUAUUUGUUGUUGUUUAUGUAAGUAAUUAUUACUAAGCAGAUAUUAUGUUGCAUUUGUGUGCAUAACACUACACUAUUGAUUCUUGGAGAACGUUUGUAGUUUUGUUUUGUUGAUUUAAUAGGGUUAUUUUUGCAACCCUUGUUACUUUAACAGGAAUCUGAGAAGUUGUUACUAUUUGAUUACCUACUAACCCAUUAAGACACUAGACACAUGGAUGUGUCCUAAUCCUAACCCCCCCCCACACACACACACACAGCAUUUUAAAUGUUAUAGUUUGGGUUUUGAUAAUGAGGCCCUUUUCUGUAGUCGGACUUUACUUAUUUUUAUCUAACUACGCCCUUUUGUAAGCCAAAACUGACUAGCAUUACUGCAAUGACUACAAGUUCACAGUAAUUGUGCUAAUGCUGUUGUAACUUUCUUCAAACUGCACGCAGAUGCAUAAACUUAGUUUCCACAAGUUCAUCAGACUCUGAAAUUAAGGGUCACUUUGCCAAAAACCUAAACUCUAACAACAAACUCCAUUCUCCAGACUAAAGGCAUAAUAUAAUAAACACACACACAUACACACACACACACAAAGAUUCGCACACAGCUCUUUAAGAUGGUUACCCUGCUCGACAGAACUGUGACAAUAGCUGUGAUAGUUAUUUAAAAAAUAUCAUGUUAUUUAUUAUAAUGAUCAUGUUUAAAUCAUGAUAUUAUGUACUAUAUUGAUCAUGUUAAUGAUGCCGAUUAUCAAGAACCUGGCUGAUGCUAUUUUCAGAGUUUGUUUACACACAAUAAAGACAUGACGUAAGAAAAUCCAAAGUUGUCUUUUUCUUAACCAAAUGCUUUCUCUUCACACAUGUAUCCAACCCAAUUGCAACGAUUCCCCAAUGGGGUUGUAGCAAGUCUUCACCCAAGUAAUCUCAUUUUACAAGUAAAACAUCCAUGCAACAUCAAUCAGUUUAGUGGGGAUUUGCUUUUAGAUCCUUAUUUAGUGAACACAUUUUACAGCUGGUGGUGUUGAAUUGUUGGAUAAACUACAAGUGUGUUUUGCUUACUGGCAUGUGCUGUUGAGUUUUGGCCACAUAAAGGAUAAAUGUGCUGGAUUUACAGGAACUUGGUACUAUGCUAUUGGGUUCUGUUACGUAAUUCUGUUAUGUGCUGUUAGGGUCUGAAUGCUAAUCAUUGUGUUCCAGCAGACAUUUAAUUCAACCCAUGCUUAAAAGACAUUUUGAAAAUGAAAUUUUAUAAUUUGGGGAAAUCUGUGUAUUUUCCAAGAUGCAAGUGUAUGCCAUGCAUUAUAAUAAAUUUUACCUCCAACUU